This is a messenger RNA of Daucus carota subsp. sativus, 2030 nucleotides long. RefSeq names its product disease resistance protein RPV1-like. The transcript has 4 exons. The coding region runs from base 82 to 1776 and encodes 564 amino acids. The record is from RefSeq and is a predicted model, not a curated record. NCBI's taxonomy places the organism in Eukaryota, Viridiplantae, Streptophyta, Magnoliopsida, Apiales, Apiaceae. Gene Ontology annotation, biological process: signal transduction.
GGAACCGAAGUGAUUGAAUGUAUAAUACCUCACAACCACGCACUUGAGGGAGAAUCAUUCACUACAGAAACUUUCAAAAGCAUGAGCAAGCUAAGAUUUCUUUACCUCAAAAAGGUAAAUAUCACUGGAAGCUUUGAACAGAUAUUUGAAAAUUUGAAGUGGCUACGUUGGGACUGUUGUCCUUUCAAAUAUUUGCCUUCUGAUUUCUACCCGCAAAAACUUGUUAUUCUUGAGUUGCCGCACAGCAACAUUAGAACAAUGUGGCAGCUAAAUAAGGCUUCACGUGUUUUUGAAGAGUUAAAGACUCUAAACAUGUCGUAUUCUCAUUUAUCUUCAACUCCUGACUUUACUAAAUUUCCAUCUCUAGAAACUUUAAAUCUUGAGGGUUGUGAAAGUUUGGAGGAGAUCGACAUGUCAAUCGGAAGUUUGUCAAGGCUUGUUUCCCUCACUUUGCGUGGAUGUGUCAAGCUGAAAAGGCUUCCUGACACAAUUUGUAACUUGAGAGCAUUGAAAAUUUUAACUAUUGAUAGUUGCAUUAGUCUAGAAGCCUUGCCCAUAAAACUGGGGAACAUUGAAUCCUUGACAAAGCUCAAUGCUUCUGGCCUAAAUGUUUUGAAAUUACCAAAUUCAAUCAGGCGUCUCAGUAAGCUAGUUGAGCUGAACCUAAAGGGUAACAAGUACCUUGAAAAUCUUCCACAUACCAUUUGCAACUUGAGAGCUUUGCAAGUUCUAGAUAUUGGUGGUUGCAGUAAUCUGGACACAUUGCCUACGGCAAUUGGGAGCAUAAAAUCAUUGAGAGAACUGAAUGCAGAAAAACUAGCCGUAUCAAACUUGCUGGAUUCCAUUGGAUAUUCGUGCGCUUGCGAUUUAAGUGUUUUAUUUCUAGCACAUCAGAUAUCAUUGGAAAUUCUUAAUAUUUCUGGAUGUGAAAAACUAGAAGUAUUACCGGAUCAACUUUGGAAGCUUACAAGGUUAAGGGUGCUAGAUGCUGGUGGUGCUACAAUGUUGAAAAUACUUCCUGACAUAGAGUCAAGCCAGAUUCCAUUACCAUUACAAAAGUUGGAUAUAUCUGAAACUGGACUCACUUCUCUGCCAUCCGGUAUUAUUCAUUUUUCAAACCUAAAAAGUCUUGAGCUUAAUGACUGUAUUCAUUUGUUGUCCAUUAUAGAACUUCCUCCAAAUCUGAAAUACAUAACAGCAAAUGGUUGUACGUCUUUGGAAACAUUGCCACAUCUAUCAAAUUUGAAACAGUUGGAGGAGUUGGACCUUGCAUAUUGUAGUGGUUUAACUGAGAUUCUAGGCUUGGAGGAACUCAGUGCUCUAGAAGUACUUCAGUUGACAGGUUGCAGUUCAACUCUCGUGUCAUACCUUUUGACAAAGCGACUUUUCCAGAUAUAUUCUGAAUUUGGCCAUUCAAUUCAUAUUUAUGCUCCUUUGCCAGAUAUUCCGGAUUGGAUUAGUCAAUCAAGUGUAGGGGACAAAAUGUGUAUAGAUUUGCCGCCAAUUGUGUCAUAUGAUUUCUUGGGGAUGAUUCUUUGCUUUAAACACUUGGGAGUUGAUAAAGGUUAUUUAACUAAUUACUCUGUUAAGAAUAGAACAAGCGAUUUUAUAUGGAGAAGCAGUUUUGGAAUUUCUAGUCAUGAAUCAUUGAUAGUAAUAGUACCAAGAUCAAUCUUCUCUGUCAGAGAUGGGGAUGAUAGGAUUGAGUUGACAACAACAAAUGCAGGAUUGCAGAUGAUAGUGGGUUUUAUCUACAAUGAAAAUUCUGAUCAAUAAAGAUUGAAGAGUACUAUGGAACCACUGUCAAUGAAGAUGGUUGAAGCUUGUAAGUAACAAAAACGGACCACUCUCCCUCACAUGACAUGCUGAACCAUUGUGUGCUUUGUUUUAUUGGCGCAAAUUAUUUUUUUUACACUGCACAAACAAAUGAAGUUAAACUAUCAGCGGGUUGACUUAUAGCUAUAUAAUACAUGGUAGUUACAUUGCUGAAAGAUGAUAUAUUUGAUGACUGAGUGUUAUUUAUAGUUGCA